Molecule: messenger RNA, 7059 nt
Organism: Gigantopelta aegis
Lineage: Eukaryota; Metazoa; Mollusca; Gastropoda; Neomphalida; Peltospiridae
Product: adenylate cyclase type 1-like
Exons: 21
Coding region: 1112-6709 (1865 amino acids)
Biological process (GO): cAMP biosynthetic process; adenylate cyclase-activating G protein-coupled receptor signaling pathway; intracellular signal transduction
Cellular component (GO): plasma membrane
Molecular function (GO): adenylate cyclase activity
Source: RefSeq, a predicted model, not a curated record
UGAGGGUGACAGGUUUAGCACAAGCUAAUCUUCCACUUGGCCCUCAACAAUACAUUGAAAUACUGGAAAAGAAAAUACAUAUAUACUAAGUACUAUACUAUUAUAAUAAUGCAUACAUACAUAUUGACUAGAGAAAUCUUACAUUUAACAGACAUCUGUUAGUUGUGUAAUAUUGACACUAGGUCCGCAAUUAAUACCCCAGUUAUCCACUUAUCACUUCAGGUAGCCGUAUGCAUAACAUCUGGAGUUUGCGUAUGCUUAGGGGUGAGAUCUCUAGAGGUGGAACAGUCUCUAUUUGGGGGGGGGGGGGGGGACCACAGCCAGAUUUUUAUCUUUAUAUAGAGUAGGAAAACCCCCAACUCACCCCUCCAAAAAAGACAACAAAAAAACCACCACCCUCAUUUUAGUCCACAAAUGGGGGGGGGGGGGGGCGUACAGUACCCCCGCCCCUUCCCCCUUCCUACGGGCCAGCUGAUCCUUGAUUCACAAUCGUCUUGAAUUCACAAAAUUCUUGCGAUUGAACCGUUUGCCGGGGUCAAUCUGCGUAUAGGAACUAUCUCCUGAUAGCAGCCCGCUGUCUCCUCUAGUUUAUCACUUUCCUCUCUCUCUCUCUCUCUCUUUUCUCGUCUCUUCUCUUCUCUUCUCUUCUCUCACAGCGCAAACUGGAAUCUCUGCGGCGGCGGCAGCGGUCACGAUGCAUGCGUUAUUAUUCUUUGUAAACGAUAGUGUUCGCCUGGCGGUAGUAAGGUGAAACCCACAGCUUUUCUACUGCUGGCUGCCCCCGUGACGUCACGCUCUAUUUUCGGCACGCCGAAGUAUUAACCGAGGGAUGGGACUGGAGCACUGCGGCGUCCCGACUCACUCCGAUCUAGAACCCGAAGUCGUGAGUGUGUGUGAGCCUCGCCGAAAAACACACUCACAUACUACAAACACACACAAAGGAAAAAGUACCGAACUGCAAACUAUGGAUUUUAAACCACUCCACGCACACUGGUCAUGCUUGUCGACAGAUCUGUUGUUAUUAUUAUUAUUAUUAUAAACCGGAAAGUUUUAAUUCUUCUUCGUCUUCUUCUUCGUGCCAAUGUUGUAAUUCGUGGUGCCGUCAGCGACGAUGUCAACAAUGGAACGCACCCCGAUGUUGCGGGGCCCGGAGAGGCCGCGGUUACGACGUCUACUGAGUCGCUACCACUUCGACAACGACGAGUUGGAGAACUUGUACAAGAGGUACGUCUACAAACUGCAGCAGUCGUCCAUCGGAUACAUGCUUGCUCUGUUCAUAGUCCUCACCCUGUGCCUGGCGGUCCUGAACUUCGUCUAUGCAGCCAAUGUGACGGUGCUGGGGCUGUACCUGGGGGUGCAGUUCCUGGCGUUCGUGGGGGUGUUCGCGUACAUCAACACCCACCUGAUGCAGGAGAACCAUUUUUCUAUCGUCUGCUACAUCCUUCUCGUCUUUCUCAUCUGUUUUGCCGUGUUUGCCUUGCCCCUAGAUUUUGGGCUGGAUCUACCCGGGCGCCCCGCCAAGGUGCCGAACCCCGCCGAUGGGGUGUGGGAGGUGGUGUUUGUGAUUUUCAUGGUGUAUGCGUUGAUGCCGCUAAGGACGUACAUCGCCACUGUCCUGGGAAUACUCCUACCUGUUGUUCACGUCAUUGUUUCCGCAUUGCUUGCCAACAAUUUCCCUGCGUUACUAUGGAGACAGCUGGUGGCCAAUGGAAUCCUGUUUCUGUGUGUGAACAUCGCGGGCGUGUUCAUCCACAACCUCACUCAGCGGUCCCAGAGGAAAACAUUCAUUGACACACGCAACUGUAUAGCCGCCAGACUCGAAAUACAAGACGAGAAUGAGAAACUCGAAAAACUUCUACUUAGUGUCUUGCCUCAGCACGUUGCUAUGGAAAUGAAGCAGGACAUAGUGAAUCCCCACCAUGGGCUUUUUCACAAGAUCUAUAUACAGCGUCAUGACAACGUCACAAUUUUGUUUGCCGACAUUGUUGGUUUCACGAACCUCGCGUCCCAGUGCACGGCUCAGGAGCUGGUUCGAAUCCUCAACGAGCUGUUUGGACGUUUUGACCACCUGGCAAAGAACAACCACUGCAUGCGCAUCAAGAUCCUGGGUGACUGCUACUACUGUGUGAGCGGCCUGCCCGAGGUCCGACUCGACCACGCCCACUGCUGUGUAGAGAUGGGACUCGACAUGAUAGACGCCAUAGCCAUGGUGUGCGAGUCGACGGACGUACACCUCAACAUGCGGGUGGGUCUACACACGGGCCGAGUCCUGUGUGGGGUGCUGGGACUCAAGAAGUGGCAGUAUGACGUUUGGAGCAAUGACGUCACUCUCGCAAACAAGAUGGAGGCUGGAGGAAUUCCAGGGCGUGUACACAUCACCAAGGCCACGUUGGAACACCUACACGGCGAGUACGAGGUGGAGCCAGGCAAUGGGCGCGAUCGAAACUCCACGCUCCGAGAACAGCAGAUCGAAACGUUUCUCAUCAAACCGAAACGUCAGAAGAAGCAGUCUGGCAGCAUGAACCUGACCCGGGACUGGUCGAACCUGCGACCGAAGAAGAUGUCGUUCAAGAACGUGUCCAACUGUGUGAUCCGCCUCAUGCAGUCCGUCAAGUUCAGCGCCGAGAUCCCCUUCCAGAACGUGCUCACCCCCACCCAGGACCAACAGCAGCCCCACCACAAGUUUGUACGUGUCAGCCAGGUCUCUAUGCGCUUUGUGGCAUCGGUUAGCGACAAGCUGAGGAAACCCUUCAAAGAACGACACUCACAACAGCAGGAGCCGACGGACCGCGUGAACAAAUAUCUGGCCCAGGCGAUCGCGGCCCACAGCGUGGAGAGAGAGAAAACCAACCACGUCAACUUCAUCACCAUGCGCUUCAGGAGCUCCGAGACAGAAAGGAAGUACCAAAAUAUGACUGACUUCGCCUUCAGCGGUAGCAUGAUCUGUGCAUUAAUUAUGCUAAUAUGCGUGGCUGGACUACAGGCUGUUAUAUUGCCCAGAACGCUGUUACUACUGAUGUUGUUUCUUGCCGCUUUCACCUGGAUAUCAAUUGUAUUGAUGUUAUUACUUAGUGUUCAGAUCAAGUGUACUCAGUUUGACAUCCGCAAGUCGUCCUGUCUGAGACUGUUUGUGAUGAUCACUACGCUCUUCCUCAUCUACGCCACAGCGCAGGUCAAUGUGUAUUGCUGUAAAGGCGGCAACAUCUUCUCGUUCAUCACGAAUAUGACGCUGACGUCACUGAACCGUGACGAGCACCUGACGUGCGAGCUGCCCCAGUACAUCUACAUGAGCGGCAUCAUGGCCUACAUCUGUGUGUCCGUCUUCCUCAAGCUGUCGGCGGGAAUCAGGCUGCUGCUAACCCUCACCAUGGCAACGUUCUACAUCGUGCUCAUGGAGGUCACACACACUACGGUCUUCAGUCGCUUUGACGACAUUGUCCACCCUGUGAUCCCGACGCACGUGGUCGGUAUUGUAGUUCUGCUGAUGUUCAUGGCCACCCUGUAUGUCCAGGGUAGACAGCAGGAAUGGACACACAGGCUGGACUUCCUCUGGAAGACCCAGGCUACCGAAGAAAAGAUUGAAAUGACAGAACUACAGACAAGCAACCGCCAGAUUCUAUGCAACCUACUCCCUAUGCACGUGGCUGCACAUUUCAUGGACACAGGUUCAAGAAGUUACAUGGAACUGUACAGCCAGCAGUAUCACCGAGUUGGAGUUUUCUUUGUCUCCGUUCCAAACUUCUCCGAGUUCUACAUGGAGCUGGACGCCAAUAACCAGGGAAUCGAGUGUCUCCGAGUCCUCAAUGAAAUUAUCGCAGAUUUCGACGAGCUACUGAACGAGCCUCGGUUUCGAGCAGUGGAUAAAAUCAAGACAAUUGGCAGCACAUACAUGGGGGCUGUCGGUUUGAUACCAGACUAUCUUAUUAAGGAUUCUGAAUCCUCCGUGAGUCACUACCUGACGGUGCUAGUGGAAUACGUCUACGGAAUGAAGGACAAACUGAGGAACAUCAACGAGAACUCCUACAAUAAUUUCUUUUUACGCGUCGGUCUAAACAUUGGACCCGUGGUGGCGGGGGUGAUUGGGGCCAGGAAACCUCAGUACGACAUCUGGGGAAACACGGUGAACGUGGCUAGUCGCAUGGAAACCACCGGAAAACCAGACCACAUUCAGACCACUGAAGACAUCUAUACAGCUCUAAAAGACGUCUAUGAAUUCCGAUGUCGUGGUAAAAUAUGUGUAAAAGGAAAGGGAGAAAUGACGACGUACUUUCUUAUAGCUCGUAAAGCUGGCGGAGUGUUUCCUGAUCACCCGUCACCAAUGACUCCAGAAAGUCCAAUGGUGGGACGACCACCUUCGCGAGAAUCUCAUGGCAGUGGAAAUAAUCUCCGGCAAGGAUCUCUGGGAUCCCAAGGAAUGCCACCACAAGGGUACGGAGCCAUUACCCUGGAACGACAGCCAAGUGCCGACUCUCAAAGACCUAAUCUUUCAACACCCACUGGGAGUUUAAGUAAAAACUGUAAGAGGAAAAGUACUAGUGACAGUCCGAGGAAUCCCCUGAGGAAGUUGAGUAAUUCGUCAGUAACUAACUGUUUGUCUGGCGAUAUGAACUACAACAGGGUAGAUUCCCCAGAGUUACCAGCCAUUCACUACAUGAAUAUCAAGUCUCAAGGUUCUCUGGAGCACAACAAGUCGGUUCACAAUCAAAUGUUUGACAAGCUCAAAGAGAAUAACAAUACGCCUUCACCUUGUGCCAGUCCUUCGGGAUCUUCUGUUACAACCAGUCCUGCUGUCGCGAGAAACAGGAUCCAACAGAGCGAUCAGAUUCCAAGAGCUUCGUCUUUUGAAGGGAAGAGCAAUAAAUACCAGAACGCUCAACGAACGUCGUCUUACGAAUGCAAACAAAAACAGCAGCAGCAAAUGCAAAGGUCGUCGUCCCUGGAGACAUCCAGUAAACCCCCGUUUGCGUCUUCACCUCUGUUUUAUGCUAGGCCAACCCCACUGGUUCUGGCUGGUGUUUCGCACCCUCUGAGACAGUCGAUAAAGACGUCUCCCAAACAAGAAGCCAUACCGGAGCACCCAAGUCUUUCAGAUAACCCGGAUAGCUAUGACGACGAGAAACAGCCGACACCGCCUAAAGACCUGUUUGCAAUGAAUAACAUCAUAAGAGAGUUGGGUCAGGUGGUGAAUCCAUCACACCCCAACAAACCUUUCCUGCGGCACGUGAAGCGUUAUUCUCCAACAAACAAUCUUUCCCCGGUGAACGGCGCCUCACAGCAAGACGAACAGCUCGUGAGGGCAGUGUACCGCGAGCCCAUCGACCGGUCCCACUCUGGUACACCUCAACAAAACAGCAGCAUGCCCAGCGACAAGGUCUCAACGAAGAUGAAUGGUCUAAAAGGCUCGCCACCGAAACCGCCUCCAAAACCAGAUAUUCGAAGAUCUUCAUCUGGAUCAAAGGAGAGUAAUUCAUCUGGUUCCACGAUGACUCCUACCUCAGCCCUGGUCGCCAGUAUAGACGGGAAGACCAUGUCUCUGCUCCCAGACAGCUCAUCUCUUGCACUGAGACGAGUGUCAUCUGGCGGGGAGCAGCAGAAACCUCAUCGCGAAGACCAGUGUGUUGGUAAUGGGUACUGUUCAGAUGAGAAAAACGGCAACUCGCAUUGUUCAGACGUGCAGUCUCCAACUCCCAGCAGAUCUAAAAACCCGAUGUUUCAGAAUCUCCUUUCCUCGGAUGAGGAUCGCGAGUCUGUUGUGUCUAGAGCGCUGAGUGAACAUUCUUCUAUUGUCCUUUUGCAGCCGAUUGAACUUAAACCAUCGAGGCCCGCUUAUAUCAGACAGAUAUCGUGUCCCGAUGGUAGACAUUUUGACAUCAAUUACCUGCACACUCCUUACCACAGCCUCGACCGAUACCUGUCGAGGUCUAGUGACACUAUCAACAGUAUUCCACACUGUCCGCCAACUCCUAAAUUCCCCGUUUCUUCUACGUCUUCGUCGUUAACACAGCUGCUACAGGAGCUGACCGGGGAACCCUCGACUCCACCAGACAUGUCUUCAUCGCCAAAGAUUUCUCGACUGUACAACCCAAAACUACGGAAAAACAAAGGCUGGCUGGAACAUAUGUCCCGGACAAACGGGAACGUCAGUGUUAAAAGCCCAGGCAAAGAGAGACCAGAGUCUUCCCAGUGUAGUGAAACGAACUGUGACGUCGCCAAAUCGGGCGUCAAUUCAAAUCGCCACUCGAUAAACCCUUACCAGGUGAAGCGGAGACAGGCAUUCACGAUACCACCGCGGCACUGUCGUAGUUUGGACUACAUUCCCAGCGAUAGAGAGGACUGCCUGUCGUCGGCCGCGUCUUCCGCGUGUGGCAGUCCUCGCAUGAAACAUUCGUACCUGAUUCCGCUGAUUUUCGGCAAACACCACCAGGCCGUGGUGGACAGCAUCAGCAUGUCGUCCGUGGCCAGCAGCAGUGAGAUGUCCAAGAGUGACCCGGCCGUCAACUGCGACUCCGGGUCGACGGCCUACGAAUCCGAGUACGACAACUACCGCCCUGGCAUGACCAGCGACGAGGACUACUUCCUACCCGACACCGUCAGCGACGUCGACAUAGACAUGUUCGACGACAUCAACGUCGACAACGUAACUGUCAGUGACUCAUAUAGCCUAGAGAUGCCUCUAGCACACUUUCAUAAGAAAAUCACAGAUGUUUGACCUCAGUGUCUCGCAUAGUCUAGAGAUGUCUCUAAGACACUUUAAUAAGAAAAUCACAGAUGUUUCACCUCAGUGACUCUUAUUGUAUUCUAGAGAUGCCUCUAGCAUACUUUCAUAAGAAAAUCACAGAUGUUUGACCUUCCUGCUAGCGUGCCAUGAUGUCAGUGAAUUUAAAAACCAUGGAUAGAAAUUUUGAAAAUGAUAAUUAUAAUGAAAAACGAUAUGAAUAUUUCAUUGAAACAUAAAUUAUGCAAUUUGUGUAUAGAAAUCCAGCCUGUGUUAUUUAUACUUUGACAUUACGUUGAAUGAACUGUUCGCAGUAAUCUGUUCUGAAUAAACAAUAAUUAUUA